UGGAUAAUCGGUAGCUUUCUAGGGCAGAUGGAGGCAGGGUUGAAGGUGGCACUGAGGGGGUGUCAAUCUAGGGCCGACAAUGCUGGUGUGUGUACUCGAUCAUAGGGAGGAGAGAGGAAGAGGAGUUUUAGAGAGGGAUUCGGCUCUUCGAUUUUUCUUGAAUGAGAGAAGGGUCGGAGGUUGAGGAGUGUUGUGUUGUUGAGUGAAAUGAGAGAGGGUAGGAUUAGCUAUUUAGUAAAUUUAUUUUGUUUUUCUUUGUUUAAAUAAAUUAAAAUAAAAGAGUAUCUUUUCCAUUGCAACAAAGGACCCUUUUGUUGAGUGAAAUGAUGGAAGGUACCUUCUAUCGGAAGAUUCAAACUCCCAUUUUAUUUUCUAUAUUAUUAUUAUUAUUAUUAUUAUUAUUAUUAUAUUACUAAAAUAAUAAUUUUAAAUUAUAUUUUAAAUUUUAUUAAUGAAUAUAUAUAUUUAUUUUAAUUAAACAUUGAUUCACCAAAAUUUUGUCACUCAUGCACAUCGAAUUUUGUCCUUAUUUCACACAGGUGAGUGAAUAUUUUGUUGUUUCCUUCGUGUGGGAACCUUGGCAAUAUUUUUUUAAGUAGUUACGAUAUUCCAAACAUAGUGGUGCAGUCUGUUUUGUGAACAAGUGAUGUUCGAGUAAUACCAUGCAUCAUCGCUUCUGUAAUUUGUCCUACUGAUCAUUCACUUGAAUCAAACAUGUUGUGUCCUUUCUUUGUAAUUUUAAUGUUCAUUCGGGUGAUUUCGCGUAAUAUCAAGUCCGUAGUUCAUCUCUUUUGAUUGUGUUCGAUCGUGUUGAGCAUGAAGGGUGCUUUCUUUGAUAAUUUGACACUUUGAAUGUAUUGGUACUUUCAAUUUCACGAACAGAUGAGAUCAAGUGAUUUUGAUUGAUGUUUAGGAGUUUCUUUUUGUAAAUUUGAAUUUGUUUCUUUAUAAAAUGACGGCCUUGUUUGUGUCAACUAUUUCUAAGGGUUGAUGAUUAUCUUCAUGUUUGGUUCUUAAUGGUCCAAUUAUUUGGUUUUUAGAUUGUUAAAACUGCCUCAUAGGCUGAGCAAAUCUUUUGACCUCCUUUUUUUCAAAGAGAGAUCUAAGAUAGUAGUAGUAAGCUAAACUUAAGGGAACGUUGUAAUUUUUACCAGCCUUUCUUAAAAAACAUGUAUAAUAAUUUUAUUAUGUGUGCGGAUACUGUAUGUUUGCUUUAUGUAAAACUAAGCUAAAAUUUGCUUUCAAAAGCAGCUUUCCCACUAUGCUUUAUGUUGUCUGAUAGCAGCUUUUUACAACUUAAACGCGUCACAAACAAAUACGCAUCACAAACAAAUAGACCUUAUGUAGUUUCAUGUAAAAUAGGAUAGGUAUUAAGGUUGAAGAAAAUAAAUUAUAUAUAAUUGUUAUUUUUAGAGAAAUAAUAUCGAGAAACUUCUAUCAAAUUCGAUGCUUCAAGGCAAAAGAUGAUGGAAUCUUAGUUAAAGAUGAAAAUUCAAACUCGAGGAAUUUAUUUAAUAACAAUUUUAAGAAAGAAUUUGUUCAGAGAUGCAAUUUAUAGAAACGUAAAGUUUUCUAUCGCUGGAUCUAAAUAUUGAAGUUGAGAAAGAUUUAGGUGUGCAUGAUAUUCCCCUUAAAACUUAGAGCGUUAUGAGAGAGAUUGGAAUAGUUUAACAAUUCUUUUUUAAUGAAAUCUUAGAGAUUAGGAGGAUGCAAAAUAAUUAAAAUAAAACUUUUAAUAGUAGUUUUAAAUGUCAAAGUAGAUAUUUGAGAUUAUUAAUAGUGUGUGGAAAUCAAACUUCCAAUCCAUGCAGUGAUGUUUACGAGAAGAGAAUGAAACAUAGGCUUGGAGGAUCAUGAUGGAAUUAGAGUAUUAUUUUGAUUUAAUGUAAAAAACCUAUAGUUAAAGCGAUUUUGGUGCAGAGGAAAGAGAGACUUAAGGAUUAUCGCAUGAUUAUGUGUGACUAAGUUGUGACUAGCAUUCUAAGUUGUUACAAAGUGUCCAAAACCUUUUCAGUCAUGAUAAGCUUAGGUUUUUAUUCUGCAUAAUGAUUAUGGAAAUUUUCAUAAAUUAUAUUUUUUUGCUCUUAACUUGAUAUUCUAUUUGCUGAAGAUAUUGUAAUUGUUUCCAUACCUGUAAAACAAAUUGGGCAAAGAAAGAAGGGCUAGAAAAGGAAAAAACUCAGAGUAAGAGUAGUUUGGCUAGAAGUUUUGCAAAACAAAUAGUAAAAAUAGAGAUGACACCUCUGUAGCACUUUACAGUGAAGUGAAAGUAAGGAAAGAAAUCAAAUGACAACAGGAGGUUACAAAAGAUGUACUUAAUUUGAGUUCUUUUAUGGGGGUUUGGAACUUGGAAGUGUCACCAAUUAAGCGCAUCUUUUGACUCACUUAUUUUUUUGUUAUAGUUUAAUUCCAUCCGUUUUCAAAAUCCUAAGAGGUUCUUUUCUCUUCAAAUUUUUUUGUUUUGUUGUAUCCUUGGUUGCUUUUUACUUUCUAGAUCUUAUAGUUCAUGUUUUCUAAAUGUUCUUACUCGUGUGUUUCCAUCUUAGUUAUUGCCAUUGAUUGGUGCUUUCUUUAGUUGGCAACCUAAUGCAGUGAUCCAUUGCAGUCUUGUAAUCUAUUUAUCGCAUCUUUUAGAGGUGGGAGUAAAAAUAUGGAUGUAAGAGUUUAAACUUUUUUUGACUAGUUACCUUUAAUUUAGAUUGUUCUUUUGUUAUUUUUGUUACGGAAACUUAUAGCUGGUUGGUCAUUUUAUAUAGUUUAUGCGACGGUUUAAAAUAGUGCAAUAUAAGGCGCAUCUCAGUGCUCUUUCGGAUAUUUUGCCAUGAGGCACGAUCGUAUAUAUGAGGCGUACGUCACACAUAAUGUGAGAGGCACGCCUCACUUUGAUUUUGCUGAGGCGUGCACAAUUUAGAGCUAGUAUUUUUUUAACAAAUAUAAGUAAAUAUAAAUAAUAAAUUUCUUUUAUAAACUCAUUUUACCCCUCACAUCUCACGCCCGCACGGUUCUCUUAGUCGCACGAUAUACCCAAGUGCCUCUACUCUCUCAAGCACUCUCUUUACUGAUCCUUCUCACCCAUGUUGUCUCCUUCCUAGUCACUGCCUCCUCGUCCUCCUCUUUGCCAAGUUACCUUUCUCUACAAAGAGUGAAAGUGAGAUGUUUUAUGUUAAAUUUAUUUUUAAAUUAUUAUGUUAUUAACUUUUGCUUUGAUAUGUUAUCUUACUUUGAUUGUUGUUUAACACUUUUUACUUCAUGAUUUAAUAUUAGGAUGUUAAUAUGUUACUUGUUAUGUAGUUCAUUUGUUACUUUUUACUAUAUUAGAAUGUUAAUUUGUUAAUAUGCUACUUCUUACUUCAUACUUAAAGGUUGGUACAAUACUUUUUACUUUGCAAAAUUUGUUGAUUGAGGCUUACAUUUCAAAAUGUCUCAAGGCUUAGCUUCGAAUCAUGAAUAAAAAAAUGCCUCAAUAUCUAAUUGCCAAAUUUUAAGCCUUAUUUAUGCAUUGUGUUACCUUUUUUUUGGUAUAACAUUCUGCUGUGGUAUGUGAAUUUUAGGCAAUGCAUGAGGAACUGUAGUUGGGCUGCUAUCUAUAUGGAUUUUUUUAAGCUUGCAGAAGCAAAUGCAUCCCAUCAAAGGGAGUAAACUACACGGUUAUAUUCAUUCAUCCCCCUUGUUUAACGUUGCGCCACUGGGAAUCUUAUACAUAUCAUUAAUUGAAGAAUGACAAGAGAUCGGUCAUUUGGUGAAGUGCUCAAAGCAGUUUUUCCACUUCUGGAUGGUGAUGAUCUAACCUCCUGCAUGGUAGUAUCUCGUCAAUGGAGAGACAUAGCAAAAGAUGAAUAUUUCUGGAAAUGUAUCUGUGCCAAAAGAUGGCCUUCUAUCUGCAAAAGGCCUCCACCCACUCUAAGCUACCACAAGCUCUACCAAACCUUCUCCAAACCUGCACCUCCUCAACCCCUCCUCCCACCACAAAUAUCCUUUGAAGACUUAGAAUUCUACAUUGAUCUCUGGUCUGAGCAGCAACUCAUCUUCUCCGAAGCGAUCUCCGGUCAAAACCUUCGAAACGGAAUAAAGAACAGACCUCGAGACAUAUCGGAAAUCAUCACCGCUCAUCUCGACGACCCGGAUUACAAGAUGAUAAUGCAAGUUGAACCAAGCUUCACCAUUCCUUUAGGACAUCACAUCACUGUCUCCGUUCUAGCCGCUCGCCGAGAUACCAAUAAAAUGGCUUGUAUUCUUAACAGAGCUGUGUUUGAUUACAUUGACAGUAAUGCAUACAGGGCUCUAGCUUAUGACUACCUGAACUUUUCUCCUGCUCAUCCUUUUAUAUCUGGAAUAAGAGCGUGGGUUUCCUUGCUUUUCUUGGAUGUUAAUAAUGACAAUAUCAUGGAUGUGUUUGGAAUCGAGAUCGAUUUCUGCGAUGCCGCCAGCUCCGAGGAUGAGGUGCUGUGGCUUUUGGACAUGCUCGAUUGGAAAUGAAAGAGGUUCUUGUUUCUGUUCAUUUGUAUAUAGUUUCUAUUGUGUGAGUUCAUAUUAGAAUUUCUGUGUGACUUUGGGUUAAUAUUUCUGUAUUUUUAUGUGUUUCCAUGUGGAACUUUUUGAGCUUAAAGUGCUUAUGGAUGUUUUAAAUUCAUGGUGGUUGAGUCUCAACUUUGUCAAAAGUGAUUUUCUUUUGGUGGCA
Molecule: messenger RNA, 4678 nt
Organism: Dendrobium catenatum
Lineage: Eukaryota; Viridiplantae; Streptophyta; Magnoliopsida; Asparagales; Orchidaceae
Product: F-box protein At5g39250
Exons: 2
Coding region: 3718-4476 (252 amino acids)
Molecular function (GO): protein binding
Source: RefSeq, a predicted model, not a curated record